GUUUCUCCGAGAGCCUACACCUGCAACACUCCUGGACCGCAGCUGCUAUCCCCAGUUCCCAGCUGUGGAUGAGGUAUCAGUGGUGCCGGAUCCUUGGCUUCAUACGUCAUGGCGGAUGAACUGUUGAUGUGCAAAGUGGAAGGUGGGGUGAUGAGAUGGCUUCCUCAGAAUCCUCCCGCGUGUUGCUGCGUCCCUGUGCAUUCAGGGGCAGUUGGUGGGAUUUGUUGAUGAAGGCCUAUGUAGGGUGUUCCCAAUUCUGUAUGUGUUGAACAAGUGUUCAAACUUUUGCAUACUGUGAGUGGGUGUUUAGUGAGUUGAGGAGGCUUCAUGGCAUUGGUGGUGCAGCCUACUGCUUUUUGCAGACCAUACGUGAGAGCGGAUUUGCCCUCCUCAUUGCCUCGCUUGUCUCCUUUUCCUUUCCUUCGCUCCCUUGGUAUUGGCAAUAAAUUCGACAGUGUGACAGUGGGACCUCUGACAGUUUCGCCGAUGGGGUUAGGAACCUGGGCUUGGGGAAACCAGCUUCUAUGGGGCUACGAAGAAGAGAUGGACGCGGAGCUGCAGGAGGUUUUUAACUUGGCUGUCAGCAAGGGAGUUAAUCUUUUCGACACUGCUGAUUCUUAUGGAACGGGAAAACUCAACGGCCGAAGCGAAUUGCUUCUUGGAAAAUUUAUCCGCGAGUAUCCAGGGAAGGAUGCGAAGAAUGUGAACAUAGCGACAAAGUUUGCAGCGUUUCCAUGGCGUUUGACGCCUUCGCAGAUUGUGAGCGCUUGCAAAGGUUCUUUGAAAAGAUUGGAGAUGGAGCAGCUUGCCCUUGGACAGUUACACUGGAGUGCAGCCAAUUAUGCACCUUUUCAAGAGCAGGCCUUAUGGGAUGGACUGGUAGCCAUUUAUGAGCAGGGAUUAGUGAAGGCAGUUGGAGUCAGCAAUUAUGGUCCCAAGCAACUACGACGAGUCCACAAAUAUCUGGAUCGCAAAGGAGUGCCCCUCAGCUCUGUCCAGGUUCAAUUUUCUUUGUUGAGCAAGGGUGCUGAUCAGAUGGAGUUGAAGACGGUAUGCGACGAAUUAGGCAUUCAAUUAAUUGCAUAUAGUCCUCUUGGGCUGGGUAUGCUGACUGGGAAAUACUCGCCUACAAAUGUGCCUUCUGGUCCUCGGGGUUUAUUAUUUAAGCAGAUACUCCCUGGACUAGGCCCAUUACUCGACACAAUGAACCAGAUUGCAAAAAAGAGAAACAAGACUGUCUCUCAGGUUGCUAUCAAUUGGUGUAUAUGCAAGGGAGCGAUUCCUAUUCCUGGUGUGAAGAGCUUGAAACAGGCAGAGGAGAAUCUCGGUGCCCUUGGUUGGCGCCUCAAACCAGAAGAAGUGGCGAGUUUAGAAUUGGCUGCUGAUCAAGCUCCACGAGGCAUGAUUCAAAAUAUUUUCCAAACAUCAUGAUUCUCAGAGCUAAUCGUCUGUAAGUUCACUUUCUAGAUACAGUUUUGAACUCUUGUGCCAUGUUAGUAACUUCUUUCUUCAUUUUUAAUUUUUAAUUUUAUUUAUUUAUUUAUUUUGUUUCACUAAGAGGUUCUCGUUGACAACGAGAUUUUCAACUUCCCUUUAAUGCCGCAAGUUUGUAAAUUUGAGCAACUUAGUGCUCCUGAGUAAACGAAGAAUUAAGUAGUUCAACAUUA
Molecule: messenger RNA, 1667 nt
Organism: Physcomitrium patens
Lineage: Eukaryota; Viridiplantae; Streptophyta; Bryopsida; Funariales; Funariaceae
Product: pyridoxal reductase, chloroplastic
Cellular component (GO): cytoplasm
Source: RefSeq, a predicted model, not a curated record